AUGGCUAAAAUCGUCAAGAAGGGAGUCAAAGGUGCUGCCGCCAAUUUCAUCACUAGACAACAAGCUUUGAACAAGCUUCAAAUCUCUUUGGCUGAUUUCAGACGUCUUUGUAUUUUGAAGGGUAUCUAUCCCCGUGAACCCAAGAACAAGAAGAAGGCCAACAAGGGUAGUACAGCACCUGCUACAUUCUACUAUGUCAAGGACAUCAAAUAUCUCUUGCACGAACCACUUCUCGCUAAAUUCCGCGAGUACAAGGCAUUUGCAAAGAAGCUCAACAAGGUGCUUCACAAGGGCGAGUUUUCUGCAGCAAAAUCUUUGGAGGAAAAUAACAAGCCUGUGUACAGUUUAGAUCACAUUGUCAAGGAGAGAUAUCCUUCAUUCAUUGAUGCUCUUCGUGAUCUCGACGAUGCUUUAUCCAUGCUCUAUUUAUUCUCCAAAUUACCUGCUGACAACAAGAUCAAGGCUGAUGCUGUUGCCGAAUGUCAAAAGCUGAUCUCUGAAUUCCAAGCCUAUGUCAUGAAGUCCAAGAGUCUGCGCAAGGUCUUCUUCUCCAUCAAGGGUAUCUACUAUCAAGCCGAGAUCAAGGGUCAAACCAUUACUUGGAUCGUGCCCUACCAAUUCUCACAAGAGAUCCCCACAGAUGUUGAUUUCCGUGUCAUGCUCACCUUUUUAGAAUUCUAUCAAACUCUUGUUGGUUUUGUCAACUUCAAAUUAUACAACGAAAUCAACAUGACCUAUCCUCCCAAGAUUGAUGAGACUGGAGGCUUCCAUUUAGACGAAGCUAUGCCUGCUGCCACCACGAAGAACGAUGAUGAUGAAGAUACCAACGCUGUCGAUGAAUUCAAAUCCACUGCCGCUGCUGGUGAGGAAGAUGACAGCACAGUUACUCUUGCCAAGAUCCAAGCUGCUUCUAACGCUACAUCUGAUCUCCAAACCCUCUUCAAGAACCAAAAGUUCUACCUGUCCCGUGAGACUCCUCGUUACGCUCUUGAAUUCAUGAUCAAAUCCUGCGGUGGCCAAGUCAGUUGGGAUCCCUCUGUUGGUCUUAACCCUCCCUACCCUGAAUCAGACGAAUCCAUCACCUACCAAGUCACUGAUCGUCCCUCUGUCAGCAAUCGUGUGUUGUCUCGCACCUAUGUUCAACCUCAAUGGAUCGCUGAUUGUAUCAAUGCUCGUAAAAUUGUCAAAGCAAGUCUCUAUGAGCCCGGAAGCACAUUACCACCUCAUUUGUCUCCCUUCGUUGAUGCCAAGGAAGGUGAUUAUGUUCCUGAAACUGGUUUGGAAAGCGACGAGGAUGAGGAUGUGGAGGAUGAAGUGAUUGAGGAAUCUGCCGUUGUUGAGCAGGAGGACAAGCCCAAGAAGACAAAGAAGCGCACAGCAGCCGAGAUCGAGGAAGAGGAAGUCAAGGAAAUGUCCACAGUGAUGAUGACCAACAAGCAGAGAAAGCUCUACACAAAGAUGCAAUACGGUAUUCAGCAAAAAGCAGACCAAAAGGCCAAAUUAGAAAAGAAAAAGAAGGCUCUCAAGACUGCAAAGAAAUAA
Mucor velutinosus is the source of this 1542-nucleotide messenger RNA. RefSeq lists its product as uncharacterized. Bases 1 to 1542 code for a protein of 513 amino acids. Gene Ontology annotation, molecular function: RNA binding. The transcript has 2 exons. Lineage: Eukaryota; Fungi; Mucoromycota; Mucoromycetes; Mucorales; Mucoraceae. Gene Ontology annotation, biological process: maturation of LSU-rRNA from tricistronic rRNA transcript (SSU-rRNA, 5.8S rRNA, LSU-rRNA); ribosome biogenesis. Gene Ontology annotation, cellular component: nucleolus; PeBoW complex. The record is from RefSeq and is a predicted model, not a curated record.